AUGGAUCAACUGGACGAAGAUCUGCGCAUCAGAGUGCAGGAUACUCUUAUUGAAAAUCAUCUAUUGAGCCUUCGAAAUAAUGACGUCAUUGGCAAAGGUCAGUUUGGACGAGUUGUCCUCGGAGAACUCAGAAACACAAUUGAUGGAAAGGUGGAGCAAGUGGCCGUCAAAUCAUUGAAAAGUAGCAACGAUAUUGAAGAUGUCAAAAAGUUCCUAGAAGAAGGGAUAAUGAUGAAGGAUUUUAAUCACGUUAAUGUCUUAAGUUUGCUUGGUGUGUGUAUCGAUGACAACGACUGUGUCCUGAUUGUUCUCCCAUUUAUGGCACAUGGAGAUUUGAAAUCGUAUAUAGAGUGUCCGGAAAGAGAGGUUUCCGUGCGCCAACUUAUAACAUACGGACUGCACGUUGCGCGGGGAAUGGAGUACCUAGCUUCUCUAAAAUUCGUCCACCGAGAUUUAGCUGCCAGAAACUGUAUGGUCGACGAAUCUGAGACUGUGAAGGUAUCCGACUUUGGUCUGUCACGUGACAUAUACGAACGUGAAUAUUAUGCCAGCGAAGAUAAGAAAGCCAGACUGCCGAUCAGAUGGAUGCCUUUAGAAAGUAUUAAUAACAGUCGAUUCACUACUAAGUCUGAUGUGUGGUCCUAUGGAGUGUUGCUAUGGGAGCUCUUGACAAGAUGCGAACUGCCUUAUGCAAGUAUUGAUAAUUGGGAUAUCCCAAACUACCUGAAGAAUGGACGACGUUUGCAGCAGCCUAGUUACGCACCGGACGAAUUGUAUGACAUUAUGAUGAAGUGUUGGCAUGAAGAUCCUUUCAAUCGAUCCAGUUUUGAGUCCAUUGUUACUGAACUGCAGGGUCUUCUGAAGGAAGGUGAAGAUGCAAGAGAAGGUGACAAACACUACUACCUAUAUCCAGUGAAAAGUCCCCAUUAUUUGCAAGUCACAGCUUGA
Molecule: messenger RNA, 948 nt
Organism: Saccoglossus kowalevskii
Lineage: Eukaryota; Metazoa; Hemichordata; Enteropneusta; Harrimaniidae
Product: hepatocyte growth factor receptor-like
Biological process (GO): semaphorin-plexin signaling pathway; protein phosphorylation; cell surface receptor protein tyrosine kinase signaling pathway
Cellular component (GO): semaphorin receptor complex; plasma membrane
Molecular function (GO): semaphorin receptor activity; protein binding; transmembrane receptor protein tyrosine kinase activity
Source: RefSeq, a predicted model, not a curated record